UGCCCUAUAUAUUUUAUUUAUCUAUGAAGUUAUUGGUCUGUUGUGAUGAUUUAUCACAAUUAAUACAUAGAAGUAUCAGUGUGGUCACCACUGUAAGCUGUAGUUCACCCUAAAGAAGAUCCGAGUGGUGCUAGGACCCUGAAGAUCGGCAGGAGGCAGCUGAUAUCAGUAUGUAUGCUAGCAGAGGCUAGUGUUGUCACAGGGAUUCAUGAACUACAUUUACGACACAGAUUUUAAUACUUUGAUUGAGACUUAGUCAUGUCUCAGGUGGAGAAGAAGGCUGGGCUGUUGAGGAGGACGUCAUCCUCUAAGAAACCCUUGAAAGAGAAGGUGGUGCUGAUGUAUGAUGAGAUUUUUGCGAAAGAAGACCCGGCGAAGAACAACCCCCGCUUCUGGGAUGAGCUGUUUCUUAUGAAGGUGAACCUAGAGUACCUGGAGUCCAAGUUGGAGAGUGUAGAUGGUGAGGAGGUUCAGCGGAUCCAGGACAACAUCAACUCUCUGUUCCAUCACUGUGUGCAGGCUCUGGGAGAGGAGCACCAGAUCAAAGUGGUCAAUGCCCUACAGACUCUCUGUGCACUUUUCCGGGGGGUUCACCAGAAGAACAAGUCUGCGUCUGGCUUCGACAUCAUUAACAUGCUUAUGGGGUUUGACAAGGCCGAGCAAAGGAUGAAGGACCUGAUGGAGAGACUGGACAGCCUUCUUUGUGGAGACGGCUCAGAGAGUCUGAAGAGUCUAUGUCUCAAACUGCUGCUGUGUCUGGUGACGGUAACAGACAAUAUCAGUCAGAACACCAUACUGGAAUAUGUGAUGAUCAACAGCAUCUUUGAAGCCAUUCUACAGAUCCUGUCAGAGGUGUCCAGUAGAGGGCAGCAUGGUUAUGAUGCUGUAGUCCUUCUUGCCCUGCUGGUCAACUACAGGAAAUAUGAGUCUGUGAAUCCGUACAUUGUGAAGCUCUCCAUUGUGGAUGAUGAGCCAACACUAGAUGGGAUGGGUAUGGUUGUUCACCAAGCUCUGACAGAAUAUAACAGGCAGUACAAAGACAAAGAGGAGGAGAACCAGGGUGGGUUCUUCUCUACCCUCACAAGUAUGGUGGGCAACAUGUUUAUAGCAGAUGCUGAUGAGAAACUCUCUGUACAGACAAAUGAGGCGAUUCUGCUGGCACUCUAUGAGGCAGUACACCUGAACCGCAACUUCAUCACAGUGUUGGCACAGAGCCACCCCGAGAUGGACAUCGCAGCCACACCUAUCACCCCUACUCCAACUACACCUACCACACCACUUGGCACAACGCCGCCCUCCCUAGACAUGAUGAACAACCCAGAGCUGCCUCUGGAUCCCAACCUGCAGACCAGCAACCUUCUUAUCACCUUCCUCAAGUAUGCCUCCAUUGUAAUGCAGGAUACUAAAGAUGAGCAUCGACUUAACAGUGCCAGACUGUGCCUAAUCAUCCUCACCUGCAUAGCCGAGGACCAGUAUGCUGAUGCCUUUCUACAUGACGACAAUAUGAACUUUAGAGUCAAUCUUCACAGAAUGCCAAUGAGACACAGAAAAAAAGCAGCAGACAAAAACAUCCCUUCGCGACCACUGGUGUGUGCUGUUCUAGAUCUGAUGGUGGAGUUUAUUGUCACUCAUAUGAUGAAGGAUUUCCCAAUGGAUUUAUACUUGCGCUGUGUGCAAAUCAUCCACAAACUCUUGUGCUACCAGAAGAAGUGCAGAAUCAGGUUACACUACACAUGGAGGGAGCUCUGGUCAGCUCUCAUCAACCUGCUGAAGUUCCUGCUGUCAAAUGAGACCACACUGCUGGCCAAGCACAACAUCUUUCAUCUGGCCUUACUGGUAGUGAACCUGUUCAACAUGUUCAUUACAUAUGGUGACACGUUCCUGCCCACCUCCAACAGCUACGACGAGCUGUACUAUGAAAUCGUACGAAUGCACCAGGUCUUUGACAACCUCUACUGUAUGGUUCUAAGAGUAUCGACCAACACGGGCCAGUGGAAGGAGGCAGCCAGCAAAGUCACACAUGCCCUCGUCAAUGUUCGGGCCAUCAUCAACCAUUUUAACCCCAAGAUUGAGUCGUACGCUGCUGUGAACCACAUCUCCCAGCUGUCAGAAGAACAGGUGCUGGAGGUGGUUCGGUCCAACUAUGACACACUGACGCUCAAAUUGCAGGAUGGUUUGGACCAGUUUGAGAGAUACUCGGAGCAGCCCAAAGAGGCUGCCUUCUUCAAGGAGCUGGUGCGCUCCAUCAGCCUGAAUGUGAGGAAGAAUGUCUCUCUGAACACACUGAGUCAGGACGUCCUGCUCAAAGAGUUUUCCACCAUCUCCUGAAACAACCUCCAGCUCCCUACAGUUGGACUUACACAGUACCUUUCUGUGCAUGUGGACAUGUACACACACUGUCACACAUACUGUACAAUACAAACACCAAACCAGUACAAUCCUCCAUUGUUGUUCAAAUGAUCCGUCUUGUUUCCUCAUCGUCUGUCCCUCCUGUGACCUGAAUGAUGAAAACGGACACUGACAGGCUGGAUGCACCUUAAGGAAGGACGUGAGAACUCUCCAGACUUUUCUCCCUUUGUGGUCGUUCAUAUGUGUGUGUGAUACUUUAAGGAAGUGCCGGUGUGGCGCUGGUUCCUCGUGUGCAAUCUGCAGUAUUGGCUGGACUGUUAACUGACACAUGAAAGAUUGGAUUUCAUUGUUUUUAACCCAAAUAUUCAUGUUCAUCACAGAUGAUGAUGCAAGUAGUUUCUGCUGCUGCUGAUCACAGUACAUUGCUUAUGAUUUAUCUCUCUUCAGAAGAUUUAGGCUUUGGGUGAAACAUGUCUUUCCUAACACAUUUUGGUAAUGAGCCUUUUUGAGUUUGAAUCUCCUCUUUGAUUAGAGCAUUAACUCUGUCUCUGCUGCUGCUCGUGUGAAUGUUAACUGUCACCAUGUUCAAAACCAAUUUACAAGUAUUUUGUAUUUCUAUGUUUGCUAAUGGGUAGAACAUUCUGAGCAGUGAUUAAGUUUGAGAAUGCUCUGAAGUGAUAAAAAAAAAAUGUUUGCUUGUUGUUGCAAACUAUACUUUUGAACAAAGCCAUGACCAACAUUCACUACUGUGCAUCGCACAAGUAAUCUCUCCAUCAGUUGAACAAAUUAAUGUGUUAACGGCAGUGAUUAGCUUCAAAGGAACAAUGGUUAAACAUUAUCAUUCAUAAAGUGAUAAUUGCUGGUGUGUGUCUGGCAACUUUAAGUCUUAGUUUAGUAAAGGGGGAAAAAAGAAUAAUUCAUUCAACCUUUUGAAUUCAGCUUUGCUCUUUCUCGUUCAGAGCAUUUUUAAAGGAUUUUUUUUUUUGACUGGAAGCAGAUCUGAAUUAUGCAAUUUCUUCAAGUGUAGAGUCUUGUCCCUUUCAUCUCUAACUCCUCUAGGUAUAUUUAUGUUUCUUUUUUAAAUAAAGGUUGAUUUCUUACUACAA
Molecule: messenger RNA, 3455 nt
Organism: Acanthopagrus latus (yellowfin seabream)
Lineage: Eukaryota; Metazoa; Chordata; Actinopteri; Spariformes; Sparidae
Gene: armh3
Product: armadillo like helical domain containing 3
Exons: 26
Coding region: 259-2328 (689 amino acids)
Biological process (GO): regulation of Golgi organization
Cellular component (GO): cytosol
Source: RefSeq, a predicted model, not a curated record